Molecule: messenger RNA, 426 nt
Organism: Nipponia nippon (crested ibis)
Lineage: Eukaryota; Metazoa; Chordata; Aves; Pelecaniformes; Threskiornithidae
Source: RefSeq, a predicted model, not a curated record
AUGAAUGUUCACAGUGAAUAUCUAAGUGAUCCAGGAGUAGAGCUGAAAGAGUCUGUGACACAAGGAGAAAAUGUAGCUGAGGAGAAGGGUCAGAGCGAAGAACCAAGUCGUCCAAUACCAUGUCUCCAGAAGCAGACAGUAUUCUUCCAGAAGGAGGACAAAUUUGUAUUUCAGUUUCUGGUGUAUUACUGCGGGGUUAAAGCUGUACGCUGGGCUCAUUGUGGGCAGGAGAAGGUGCAGUUCCUUGCGGUGAAUGCACAGCAGCUCCUACAAAGAAUGAUGGACAAGUGGUUUUGGAAUUGCAAGGGGAAGCCAGUGAGUUUGCUGCGCAUAGAGCAGAAGUGCAUCACCGUGUAUAUGGAUUGGUAUCUGGAUGCCUGGAGCAUGCCUUCAGAGGCCUACUGCUCCAGGGAAGCACCAACAUGA